AAAUUAGACAAUGAUGGCAUUAUAUUAAAAAUAAGUUAACUAAAAAAAGAUCCGAAAAGUGGAAAAUGUGAGUGUGGGUACCAUAAUGAAUCGUUUUGCCGAAAAUAAACAUGUGAUAAUUGAAGAAACAAGUCCAAACCGUCCAAAUACAACAAAUAAAGUACAACGAUCCACAUCACAAACACAUUUCACACCAAAAUAUGAAGAAUCACCAGCUGGUGGAAAUAAUGAAAUUAUAAAUCAAAUCGGUAGUGGUCCAAAACGUUCUUCGAGUGGAUUAUUAUCAAUAUUUAAGUGGUUUAAAAAGAAUCCUGAUCGUGAUAAUAUAUAUUCAUCAUCGUCAUCUUCAUCGUCAUCAACAACCGCUUCGAAUUCAUCAUUAAAUAACGAUGAAUCAACAAACACACCGAAUCCUUUGUCUCGAAAUCAAAGUGCAGCGAGUGUUGAUUCUUUAUUUAGCACAGCAACAGUAGCAUCAUUUACAUAUAUCCCUCCAGCCGUUUAUAAUCCAUUUGGUAAUGCUGAAAUACCUGAAAAAUUAAUUGCACCAGGUCCAGAAACAAAUACACAUAAAAAUCGUAUGAAACAAUUAGAAAAAGUUCGCGAGCGUGAUAAAAAUAUUACAUUACGCAAAAAAUAUAAAUUAUUUUCGAAGAAAAAUAAAAAGAAUAAAAAAGAUACAAUUGUGAAUACUAAUCGUGAUUACUGUGAAUUAAGCUUACCAUUAAUAAAAUGUCAGAAUAAAAAUAGCAUGGACAAAAGUGUUGAUGAUAAUAAUAAAUCGGAUAAUAAUCGAAGUGUAAUUAAAUCGCAUCAUCGUCGAACAGUCAGUGAAAGUAGUAAAGAUAAAAAAGCUGGUGCAUAUUGUCAUGUAAAAGGUAAACGUCGUGCUCCACCACCCCCUUCGCAAAAUAAUACCGAAACAACAAUUAAAAACGAUGAAAAUACAAAUACAUUAACACGUAAAAUGAAACGACAAGCUCCACAACCUCCUGCUUCUACUUCCGAAAAUAAUCAAACAACAUCGAAUUUAACAAAAGAACAAAAAGAUUUCUUAAUAACAAAUAUUGCAAAAUUACAAAGUACCCAAUCGAAUAGCGUAGAAAUAAUGACAUCACAAAAUGGUAUUAAUGAACUAAUCAACAAUGUACCAGAUGUUGUAUGUAACGAUUCAUUAAAAUUAGAAUCGGGGAUAUUAAAACCGGUGAAAGAAACAUUAAAAACGACUGAUAAUAAAAAUGAAAAAAAAUCUGUAACAGCCUCACCGAUUUCACCAAAACCAUGGUAUAAACGUACUUUAUCAUCUUCAUCCUCGAAUCGUGAUAGUUUAAAUCAUUCGAGCUCACAUUUUCGUAAAGAAUUUGCCAAACAUCAUAGUAAAUCGGAAGGAAAUGACGAUAAUGUAUUUAAAUAUCCCAAAGAAAAUUCGAAAUUAAGUAACGUUUUAUCUCGAUUUAGUAUGUCAUCGGAUGAACGUAAGAAAGAUGAAAAUCGUAAAUCAGCGAUUUCAAUGUUAGCAAAUAUUAGUGAAUUAGAUCGUGAAGCAGCAUUAAUUGUGCAAAAAGAACAGAAUAAAAUGCAAGCACAAAUAGAUGCUCAGAAUGAAGCAUUCUAUUCGCCGUCUAGUUCUCAAAAUGAUGUUCCAGGUUUUUUAAUGAGCCAGCAACAGGAACAACAACAAAAAAAUACAUGUAAAAAAGGCUCUGCACGGGAAUUAAUAUCAAAAUUUAAUGCAUUAACGAGUGCCACCCGUAUUAGUGUGAAUUCAGCAUUAUUUUCAUCAAACAAAGAAGAUAAUCGUAAUUCACGACGAUUUUCAUAUCAAUCAACUGAAAAUGAUAUUAAAAAUAAAUAUUCACCAUUUUCCGUUGUAACACCACCAAUGAAACGUAGUAUUUUUAAAUUAGAAGAAUUUUCUGAAAAGGAUGAAGAAGUACUCCCAACGCCAAUGUGGAAAUCGAAUGAUACAAAUUUUGAACCAAAAAUAGUUAAUACACCACCAAAUAUUAUGAAGUAUUUUGAACCACAAAAAACUGAAUCAAAAGUUGAUGAUAAAACUUUAGACGAACAACCAAAAAAUAAUUUAGCAACAGAAGUGAAAAAAGAUGGUUGGACUUGUACACGCUGUACUUUAGAAAAUGGUCGAAUGGAUUUAAAAUGUGUCGCUUGUGGUAUGUGGAAACCGUUUGGCAAAGUUGUAGAUAAGUAUUUUGGUCCACAAAAGGAUAAUAAAAGUAAUGACAAAGACGUCAAACCAACAAAUGAAAAAACACAAAAUUUAGAAAAUGAGACUAAAAUGGCACGAACUUUUGCUGAAAAUGUAUUUAAAGCUUUUGAAAUGGACGAUGAGGCUGAUAAAAAAUUAGAUGAAGUGAAAUUAGAAAACGAUACUGUUAAAGAAACUGCAAUAGUUUCAUCAGUUACCGUUGUUGAGCCUGAAUUAUCAUUAGAAGAAUUACGAAAAGCACGUUUGGCAAGGUUUAGCCAAAACUUAGACGAUUUAGAAAACAUACCAAAAUCGCCACCCCCAGAGAAAGAAGAAAAGCAAAACGAUUUGAAUGAAGUAAAAACUAACAAAUCUGAAAGUUGUGAUCCACAAUUGUCAUUAAGUGCCUCAAAUAAAUUACUUUCCGAAGAACAAAAAAAAUUACGUAAAAUGCUAAAAGAAAUGCGAGAUUCGUUACCGAAAACUGGUUCUACUUUAACACCUAAAUCCACCUUAGAAAAAGUACCAAUUAAAGAAGAUGUCGAGUUGAAAAUUGUCGAAGAAAAUGACUUGAAAAAUGAUGAAAUUAAAAUUAAAGAAAUUGACACAGGAAUUAAAGAUGUUAGCAAAGGUGCUAUUCCUAAAGUUUUUAAUAAGACGUCUCCAAAACCUGUAAUAGUAGAUGAAAUAUUAAAAAAUAAAGAAGAGAAGGUUAUCACAGCGUAUGUUAUUACAAAGGAAACUACUUAUGAAAAUAUUAAAGUGAGAAAAGAAAACGUUGAUUUGGAUAAACCGAUAAAAGUUUCCGCUUCUUCUCAAACACAAUCGGUUAAAGUUACUACAAAACCACCAUUAGGUCGUGAAAAUAUUAUGUUACCAUUGUCCGUUGAAGAAAUGUCGACACCUGCAAAAACAACCAUAUCACGUGUUGGAUCUUUUGGUAAAGGACAAUUUGAAUUAAUUCGUGCCAAAGAUUUCGCAGGUAUUAGUUCGAAUGUUACAACACCAGACUCACCAUUAUAUGCCAAUUUGCCAGCAACACUUGAGACAUUAGAAAAAACUUCCAUUACGGCAAGUCCAUCAAAUUCAUCGUCACAGCAGAGUAUCAACAAUAGCUCAUCCGAGGAAGAAAUAUUAUCGGUGCAGUUAAGUGAUCCAGAAGGAAUUAAAGACUUUAAAGCAACUCUAAGACAAGACAAACAUAAUGCGAAUACAUUGGCAAUAAACCGUUUGUUGAGGCGAUUGGAGACAGCUAUUGCUAGUGGGCAACAUGUUCAAGCGGCGAAACUUGCCAAAGAUUUGGCUAGAUUGAAAGUGAAUUGUUCAGUGACCAGACAAAAGAAGAUUGAAACUCCAAACACAAAAUACAUAACGGCUGACAUGUACGUUGAAGAUCAAGUAACACAUCAAGGACCGAUACCAUUACGUGUAAAUCCAGAUAUGACAAUUGCUGAUUUAAAACAAAAAGUUGCCCAAGAAUUUGAGAUACCAUCUCAUGUACAAAGAUGGAUAUUAGAUCGACAACUUGCAUCAGACGAUGAAAUGACUUUAGGUGAACUAAACAUAAAUUUCGAUGGAUGUCCGAUGUUUUUAUAUCUAGUAGCUCCAGAUGGUGAAUUUGAUGUCGAAACUUUGAAACGCGCAUCAAAACGAGUACGUGAUGGUAUUAAAGCUCAAGCAGUUGAAGAAGACCUCGAACAAUCGGAUUCAGAUGCUAAUGAAGAGGAAGAGACUGAAAGUGCAGUUAACGAAGCUACAAACGAUGCGAAUGACAUUCAAAAUACCAUACCACCAAAUAUGUGGCGAUGCCCAGUGUGUACGUUAUUAAAUGGUUUAGAUCGGCCAGGAUGUGAAGCUUGCAGCACAGAACGGCCACGAUCCGUUGAACCAAAACAAAAGAAUUAUUUACAAUUAAUGGACUUAGAUAAUACUGAUCUUGUAUCGAAUAUUGAACCGUUCGAAUGUUUAAUAUGCUUUACAGAAUGUCAAAUUGGUGAAGGAGUGAUUUUACGUGAAUGUUUACAUUCAUUUUGUAAAGAAUGUUUAGCACAUACAAUUGAAUAUACGGAGGAAGUUGAAAUAAAAUGCCCAUAUCGUGAUAGUGAUUAUUCAUGUGAUUUAGUUUUACAAGAACGUGAAAUAAAAGCAUUGGUGUCAAAAGAAAUCUACGAACAACAUCUAGCGUUAUCAGUGAAACAAGCUGAAACUAAAAUUGAUAAUGCAUUUCAUUGUAAAACACCAGAUUGUCGUGGUUGGUGUAUUUUUGAAGAUAAUGUUAAUGAAUUUAAGUGUCCUGUAUGUAAAGCUAAUAAUUGUUUAACUUGUCAGGUAAUUCAUGAAGGAUUAAAUUGUAAACAGUAUCAAGAGCAAUUAAAUCAAAAUAGCGAAUCGAAUGUAGAAGCACGUCGUACAAAAGACUUUUUAGAUGAAAUGGUAUCACGAGGUGAGGCAAUGGUGUGUCCUACAUGUCAAGUGGUUUUAAUGAAAAAAUGGGGCUGUGAUUGGUUACGCUGUUCAAUGUGUAAAACAGAAAUAUGUUGGGUAACACGUGGACCACGAUGGGGUCCUACUGGUAAAGGUGAUGUAACAGGUGGUUGUAAAUGUGGUGUGAAUGGUAUUAAAUGCCAUCCAAAAUGUACUUAUUGCCAUUAA
Chrysoperla carnea is the source of this 4858-nucleotide messenger RNA. RefSeq names its product putative leucine-rich repeat-containing protein DDB_G0290503. The record is from RefSeq and is a predicted model, not a curated record. The coding region runs from base 86 to 4858 and encodes 1590 amino acids. Gene Ontology annotation, biological process: proteasome-mediated ubiquitin-dependent protein catabolic process; protein linear polyubiquitination. The transcript is spliced from 5 exons. Gene Ontology annotation, molecular function: ubiquitin-protein transferase activity; ubiquitin binding. Gene Ontology annotation, cellular component: LUBAC complex. Lineage: Eukaryota; Metazoa; Arthropoda; Insecta; Neuroptera; Chrysopidae.